Portunus trituberculatus (swimming crab) is the source of this 1131-nucleotide messenger RNA. RefSeq lists its product as uncharacterized. Bases 646 to 1020 code for a protein of 124 amino acids. The record is from RefSeq and is a predicted model, not a curated record. The transcript is spliced from 2 exons. NCBI's taxonomy places the organism in Eukaryota, Metazoa, Arthropoda, Malacostraca, Decapoda, Portunidae.
UCCUCCAGCCUCAGAAGAGGAGCCGCCAUUAAUGCGAGCAUAUGCCGUAGAAACCCGCAGUAGCAGAAUGAAGCGUGUUCAUCCUCUAGUUUUGCCAGAAUUGCAACCCUUGGACGUGACUCCGGAGGAUUUCGCUCGUCUUCAAGAAGAGUGUCCGUCUCUUGGAAAUCUUAGGAACAAAGUUAACACAGGUGAAGAGGAGCGGAGAAAGGACGGCUCUACUUUUGUUACCUUCGCUGUACCGGACUUCUCUACCGGAAGUGUUUGACCUCGAAACAUCCAGCAAAGGUUGGUAAGCUCACUCUUCUUGUUCCUAAGGAUUGUCGACCAAUAAUCCUGUCUGUUGGGCAUGAAAACCCCUUUAGCAGAUCAUUUCUCUCACAGAACGACUUUCUUGAAGGUAUCCAGCCACUUCUGGCCUGGGAUGGGCGCGGAUAUUAGUGACUUCUGUCGAUCCUGUGACGUCUGUCAACGAAUGUCUGCCAAAGGAAAAGUCCGACCAGCACCUCUCCAUCCUCUUCCAAUUAUAACAGAACCUUUUUCCAGAGUGGCGGUCGAUUUGGUUGGACCACUGUCUUCCCCAUCCUCAGAAGGCCACAGGUACAUCCUCGACUACGCCACUGGGUUCCCAGAAGCUUGCCACUGAUGGAAAUAGACUCCAUCUCCGUUGCUGAGGCCUUGCUCUCCAUCUUCGCUAGAGUCGGUAUACCACGAGAAAUUCUCACUGAUCAAGAUCUAUGGGAGGACCGAAACCUGAAGGACGACGACCAAUCCGCUUUCCGCUACGUGGUAGAGCUACAGGAGAAGCUAGCAGAGACCGCGCAGAUCGCCGCCAACAAUGCAGACAUAAGUGCCUCGAAAUAUAAGACCUACUUUGACAUCAAGAGUCAAGAUAGACAGUUUCAACCUGGCGAUGAAGUCCUCCUUCUUCCCAGCGAUUCCAGCAAGCUUCUUGUAACUUGGAAAGGACCUUAUACAGUUUUAGAGCGACGAGGUAAGGUUGAUUACCUAAUCGAUUGAUCCCAAGGUCCGAGAUUGUACCACGUCAACCUCUUAAAACGUUACAUCCGUCGUGCUAGUGCCAGCUUUGCCGAAGUCUUAGACGAAAUGUCAACACCUGAAGAGACCGAA